Molecule: messenger RNA, 1364 nt
Organism: Gigantopelta aegis
Lineage: Eukaryota; Metazoa; Mollusca; Gastropoda; Neomphalida; Peltospiridae
Product: indolethylamine N-methyltransferase-like
Exons: 3
Coding region: 597-1364 (255 amino acids)
Cellular component (GO): cytosol
Molecular function (GO): N-methyltransferase activity
Source: RefSeq, a predicted model, not a curated record
UUGAAGGCAAACACUUAACUGUUUUCAACCCACUACCCCACUUCGUUUGGCUUGAUUUUUGUGUUAUAAUGAUGCUAUAUAUGUAAGCGCCUUAAAAAAAUCCUGGGGAAAGGCUCAGUGAGCGAAGUAAAUCAUAACAUACUGUCAUAACAUACUGUCCACUAUAUUAACAUAAAUUUUAAAAAAUAGAAAAAGAGAAUUUUCCCAGGUGAAUCACACAUGUAGUGAUGAUGGCCAGUCCUUGUUUUGUGCAGCAACUAUGUCUGAACUGGGUGAUCUCAACCUAAAUCUGGAAAUAAUCUCUUAUUUUUGGAGGCAGCCCCCAUUUUGCCAUUUCACGGCUGCUAGGAAGUCUCUCCACCCCGACCAUGUAUUCAUACUCGGUAUGUACAAAUCACUCAUGGAAAGUGAGAUCUCAUUCAACACAACUGUGCCCCAUAAAUGUAGAUGCAAUUCCUGUCAAAGAUCCAAUUUCUUGUUGCCCGACGCUCAUUGGUCAAUUUACUUCUCUGCAACCUACAGAACAGUUAACCCAUAUAACAGCCAGCCUUCAGUUGCUCGAGACUGCUCGUUGAACGCUGGUUGGAGUUGAUACAAUGGCGCUGCUACACGGAAACGACUACUAUGACAAGUUCGCAGUCGACAUUUACUUGAAGGAUUUUUGGGGACCUCUUGACGAUCAGUACAUAUUUUUAAUAUCCAAUACAUACACCUUCCUCAACGAUAAAAGAGUGACAGGACAUCGACUCCUUGACUUUGGUUGCGGUCCAUCUCUAUGCGGGGUGAUCACUACGCCAGAACGAUUCACGGACAUUGUCAUGGCUGAUCUUUCACCGUCCAAUCUUGAUAAUAUUAGUCGCUGGAUGGACGGAGAAAAGAUAAACUUCAACUGGGAUCAUAUUUUCAAGUUUACAGCAGAGUUAGCUGGUGCUAAAGAUGUGUCAGAAUGGACUGAAAGAAAGAUAGGUCACCUGAAGAGAUCCGUGAAGAAACUUGUCACUUGUGACGUCACAAAGGAACUGCCAUUAGGACCAGACUACGUUGAGGCGUUCGAUGUCGUAUUUACCAGUUUCUGUUUUGGUUCUGCUGCAAAAAGUGUCGCUGAAUACAAACAGUUCCCGAAAAAUGUUUCCUCCCUUCUUCCGUCUGGUGGCUAUCUUAUCAUGCGCGGUGCAUUGAACCAAACUGCUUAUACAGUUGAUAACAAAAGGUUCCACCAUCUGAAAUUAUCGAUGUCUGAUGUAAUAGAUGCUUUAUGCAAUGCCCAGUUUGAGGUUCUGGAAUAUAAAUCUGAGAAUUUCACCAAGCCUCAAUGUGAGCCUCCAGAAUUCCCAGUCUUUGUUCUGUUGGCAAGAAAAGUUUAA